Molecule: messenger RNA, 3183 nt
Organism: Topomyia yanbarensis
Lineage: Eukaryota; Metazoa; Arthropoda; Insecta; Diptera; Culicidae
Product: cytosol aminopeptidase-like
Exons: 3
Coding region: 306-2387 (693 amino acids)
Biological process (GO): protein ubiquitination; proteasome-mediated ubiquitin-dependent protein catabolic process
Cellular component (GO): cytoplasm
Molecular function (GO): protein binding; ubiquitin protein ligase activity; manganese ion binding
Source: RefSeq, a predicted model, not a curated record
UUCUUCUCUUCAAUGUCCGAUAAACGAGGUCUUGUGCUCGGCGUGUAUUCCUCCGAAGGACAGGACGAUGUAAAGUUCACCCAGUUUGCCCAGAAGUACAACGAAUCAACCGCCGGGAAGCUGCUGGAGCAGAUUAAGAUCUCCACUGUUAUGUUGUAAUAAAAAAGAAAUAAGAAUUUCAUACACUAUAAGACACAGAAGAUUGAAAGACAAAGCUGGAAACAAAAACAAGUAUACGUACGUGAUAGAAGCUAUAUAUUUGGAAGUGGAAUCGUGCAUAGAAAGGAGCAAAAAUUGGCAUCGAAAUGACAACCCGUAGGCAGCUGUCGGAUGUACAGUCUUCGUCCUCCAGCGGAGCUGGGACUAUGUCAGGCGGUGGUGGAGGAAUAGCAGGAGGAGGAGGUGGUUUAAGUGAUUCUAUAAUGUCUUCCUCAGGCAAGAAACGAAUGAAUGCACUGAACGGAAUACCGGCUAGUAUCGACAACAAGAGCAACGACUUUUUGUGUCCUAUUUGCUUCGAUAUUAUCAGCGAAGCGCACAUUACAAAGUGCGGUCACACUUUCUGCCACCACUGUAUACUCAAGUCCAUAGAGAUUACGAAAAAGUGUCCAAAGUGCAAUUACACGCUACCAUCUCACGAGUCUAUUGUGCCGAAUUAUUUGCUUAACGACUUGAUUACCAAGUUCAAGUUGAAAGGGAAGCGAAACGACUCUAGCAACACGCAGUCCGGAGAUUCUGCUGACACGCUGAAGCAAUUUCUGGCGACAGAAUCUAAGAAGCUCUCGUUAUCUGAUGUGAACGUUAUGCUUGAGAUUCUGAAUCAGAGAAAGUUGCUGCUCGAGGCGGAAUCUUGCGCUGCUCAGAAUCGAUUAUUACACGAAUUUCUGAAGCAUUUGUUGCAACAAAAAGAACAACAGCAGCUACAGGUAGCGAAUGAAAUAGCGCUGAUCAAAAAUGACAUAAUGGACGUGGAGAAAAUUCUGAAGGAGGUCCAGAGUAGUUGCCCCACGGUAGAGGAAGUGGAAAACAGUGUAAAGGAUGAGAAGGAUGAACAUGUAGUCGCUAUCAAAAAGGAAAUAAUUCAGAUAAUUGAUAAAAUUGACACAAUAACCGUCCCAUCGAACCGCAGCGAGACUUCCAGCGAAGGUUUCAAUCUGUAUAAAAACGACCCCAAAUCGUCGUCAUUUAUGGCACGAAAACAGCGUAUGUAUCAGCACUUUGACGACUUCGUACAGUGCUACUUUGCGGCAAGAAGUGAAGAACUAUACUUUGGAAAAGACCGAUCGUUUAGCUCUGGAUCACUGGACACUUCCACACCGACACGUUCUCUCGAUACAACGCGAUCUAGUCGGUCAUUGGACACCUUUCGAGAAAAUCUAAUAAAAUUUUCCAAAUACAGUGCCCUCCGACCACUAGCUACAUUGAACUACUCGUGUGAAUCUAGUAACGUGUCGACUAUUGUUUCUAGUAUCGAAUUUGAUAAGGAUAGUGAAUAUUUUGCAAUUGCUGGUGUCACAAAGCGAAUCAAAAUUUUCGACUACUACAGUGCGAUUCGGGACGCUGCAGUGGAUAUAAACUACCCUAUCAACGAAAUGGUAUGCAAUAAUAAAAUCUCAUGUGUAAUAUGGAACAACUAUUUCAAAGAAGUCCUGGCAUCGAGCGAUUAUGAAGGAAUCGUUUCAGUUUGGGACGUAAGCACUAAAACGCGAACAAAAGCGUACGAAGAACAUGACAAACGAUGUUGGUGUGUUGACUUCAAUGAGGUGGAUACAAGAUUGCUAGCAUCCGGUUCCGAUGAUGCCCAAGUUAAGCUUUGGUCACUCAAUGUGGAUCAUUCGGUGGCUACCAUCAAAGCAAGGGCCAAUGUAUGUUGUGUAAAAUUCAACCCGAAAAGCUCGUGUCACCUGGCGUUUGGUUCGGCUGAUCACUGCGUACAUUACUAUGAUCUACGCAAUAUUAAGGAACCACUAUGUGUGUUCAGAGGCCAUAAAAAGGCUGUAUCAUACGUAAAGUUUUUAAAUACUACUGAAAUUGUGUCGGCAGGAACAGACGGUCAGUUAAAACUGUGGAAUAUCAAUUCACCGCCCUACUGUCUACGAUCGUUCACUGGUCACAUAAAUGAGAAAAACUUUGCCGGAUUAGCGACAAAUAAUGACUAUCUGGCUUGCGGUAGCGAAGACAACUCUCUGUGCGUGUACUACAAGGGUUUGUCCAAGCAGUUGUUCAAUUUGAAAUUUUCACCCAGCAGCACAAAUCGAUCCAUCUCCGAUACCGAACGGAGUACAGAAGGCAACGAUUUUGUGUCGGCAGUUUGCUGGAGGAAGCAGAGCAACAUCAUAAUCGCCGGAAAUAGUGAAGGCAUUAUUAAAAUCCUCGAAAUCGUGUAACUUCCCUAGGUUUUACCUAAGCCAGUCAAAUACUGUUAACACGUUAAUUUGUUGUUUCGUUUUUUUUGCACACUAACAAAUCACAAAAAAUACAUUCUGAUUAAACUGGCACAUAAACAAACGAAUUAAAAUCCAAACGUUUCAAACAAUGAUAAAGGUGAUAGACUUAUGAUACGGAAGAAACGCAUUAUUUUGUUAUACAUUUUUCAAGGCUAGUAAAUAUAGAAGUUACUACAUUUUAGCGUCAAGUGUGACAGAAUUUCCUCGUCGAUGAAAUCGAACUGAACUAUGUAAGGAAAGGCUAACUGACUGGGUAUGCUAUCGGAUGCCGUUUCUUAUGAACUAUAAAAUUGGUUUUCUGUACCAUCCUUAUCAUAAUGGUAUAGAGAAGGUGCAAAAAGAGUCAAUUAAACUGAAAGCCAAGAGAGAUAAUACCUGUAGAUAAAAAAAAACACUUAGUUAACAUUAAAGAGAAAAGCCAGUUCCGACGAACAACAAAGAUGUGAAAGUAUUUACAAUCUUUGUGUGCAGUUCUAGCCAACGUAGUGAACAUGAAGCACCCCUGGAUCAGAUUGUUGAACUACGGUUAUGCUAUCCCUAUUUUUCUAACAAGAAUCUACUUCAACGGCGAUAUCAAAACGUACAACUGAAUGCACUGAUACAAUUAAUAGAAAAACAAACAGGUGUCAACCUAUCACAGUUUGUGUAUACAUCAUUGUGUAAAUGAAAAUCCUACAGCACCUCGUUAAUUUUUAAUCAUUAUUAAAUUAAAGUACCUUGUCCAACCGAAAUCAAA